Messenger RNA from Aspergillus mulundensis, 2163 nucleotides. RefSeq names its product mRNA-binding ribosome biosynthesis protein NOP4. Lineage: Eukaryota; Fungi; Ascomycota; Eurotiomycetes; Eurotiales; Aspergillaceae. Gene Ontology annotation, molecular function: RNA binding. The record is from RefSeq and is a predicted model, not a curated record. Bases 1 to 2163 code for a protein of 720 amino acids. The transcript has a single exon.
AUGUCUGAUUCAAGCAGCCCGGAAAAGCCCCCUGAGGCUACCGGCGCAAUUGCAGAGACCUCACCUAGCAAGGUCACAUCCCAGGAAGACAACGUCUCAAAACCGCGCAGAGAACUGUUCAUCCGAUCGCUUCCCGCCUCAGCGACGACCGAGAGCCUCGCCGAACACUUUUCGCAGUCCUACGUGAUUAAGCAUGCCGUUGUCGUCAUCGACCCCGCUACAAAGCAGUCGAAGGGUUACGGUUUCGUGACAUUCGCCGACGUCGAGGAUGCUAAGGCCGCGCUGGAAGAGUUGAACGGGUCGACGUUCCAGGGGAAAAAAAUCAAGGUUGAAUAUGCGCAGCCUCGACAGCGUGUUGUCGAUGAGGCUGCUGGAAAGAGCGUCCCGUCUGCUGCGGCGCUCGAGCGCAAGAAGCAGCGGGAGCAGCAGAAGGCCGAUACACAGCCGCCGAAGCUGAUUGUGCGAAACCUGCCAUGGAGUAUCAAGACUCCUGAUGACCUUGCGCUGCACUUCCGAAGCUUUGGUAAGGUCAAAUACGUCACUCUUCCGAAGAAAGGGACUCAGUUGGCUGGUUUUGGUUUCGUUGUGUUGAGGGGAAAGAAGAACGCGGAAAAAGCCCUGGAGGCUGUGAACGGCAAGGAGGUCGAUGGGAGGACGUUGGCUGUUGAUUGGGCAGUGGAGAAGGAGGUUUGGGAGAACCAGCGGAAGGAAGAGGAGCAGGAAGAACCAGAGGUCAAGGAAGAGUCAAGCGAUGUGGACAUGGAAGACGGAGGUGUUGGCUUGGAUAACGGCGAGCUUGAUGAGGACAUGAGCGAGGAUGAUGAUGAGGACGAGGAUAACGAAGAAGACGAAGAGGAAGAGGAAGAGGAAGAAGAGCAGGAAGAAAAGGAGGACGAGAGAAACGCAUGCACGAUUUUCAUCCGCAAUUUACCAUUUACAUGCGACGAUGAAUCACUCUACGACCACUUCACCCAAUUCGGACCACUCAGAUACGCCCGUAUCGUCGUCGAUCCAGAAACCGAACGGCCCCGCGGUACGGGCUUCGUCUGCUUCUGGAAGCCCGAGAACGCGCAGGCCUGCGUACAAGACGCUCCCAAACAUCAGGACCCACUUGCCGCAGAGAAAGAGAAGGGCAAGAAGGGCACUAUCAUCAAGCAGUCCGUUCUGCAAAAUGAAAACGCCGAUCCUACAGGUCGCUACACCAUCGACGGCCGUGUCCUCCAGAUCAGCCGGGCCGUGAGCAAGUCCCGCGCCACACAGCUCCAGGAAGAAGGUGUCUCGAAGCGACUAGUCCGCGACACCGACAAGCGCCGACUGUACCUCCUUAACGAAGGAACCAUCUCCCCCAGCUCAUCCCUCUACCAGAAUCUCUCGCCCUCGGAAAUCAAGAUGCGCGAAGACAGCUUCAAGCAGCGCCAGAAUUUCAUCCGCAAGAACCCCUCCCUCCACUUUAGUCUCACCCGUCUCUCCGUCCGCAACAUUCCCCGCCACGUCACAUCCAAAGACCUCAAGCAGCUCGCCCGAGAAGGAAUCGUCGGGUUCGCCAAGGACGCCAAGGAAGGCAAGCGCCAGCCCCUCUCCAAGGAGGAAAUGGAUCGCGCGUCUGAAGAGAUGAGGGAGGCUGAGAAACUGCGGAAGAAGAAGGGUGUCGGUGUUGUCCGCCAGGCGAAGAUUGUUUUUGAAGGCCGCGACGGAAGCAAAGUUACUGAAGACAGCGGUGCCGGUCGAAGCAGAGGUUACGGUUUCAUUGAGUACUACACGCAUCGACAUGCGCUUAUGGGUCUCCGGUGGUUGAACGGGCAUGCCAUCAACCCACCGAAGAAUGUCUCCGAGGAGUUGAAGGACAGAAAGAAGAGGCUCAUUGUUGAGUUUGCGAUUGAGAACGCACAGGUCGUCAAGCGGAGGAGUGAGCAGCAGGAGCGGGUGCGCAAUUUCAAGAAGAAGGAUCAAAAGGACAGCGAGGAGGCUCCUCAGAAGGGCAACUCGAAGAAGCAUGACAAGAAGGACGACAAAAAGAACGACCGCGACUCAGAUUCCAAGGGAAAGAAGAGGAAGCGAUCCGAGAACGGCGACAAGGGUCAGGAUACAGAGGAGCAGAACAAGCUUGCGAAGCGUAACCGGAUUAUCGCGAAGAAGAGGAUGCAGCGGAAAUCCCGCAAGUGA